Messenger RNA from Cyphomyrmex costatus, 1005 nucleotides. RefSeq lists its product as uncharacterized. The record is from RefSeq and is a predicted model, not a curated record. The transcript is spliced from 2 exons. NCBI's taxonomy places the organism in Eukaryota, Metazoa, Arthropoda, Insecta, Hymenoptera, Formicidae. Bases 177 to 692 code for a protein of 171 amino acids.
AAUGGUUAAGUGCCUGUAAUUUAUCCGAAGCUGAUGAUGUAUCAAAGGUAUACAUUUGUUCGUGUCAUUUCAAGGAUAAAGAGAAAAAAAUUAAGUUGUUACGGGGAAAGUUUUUUGGGAACUGUCUACUUCCAGGAGUAGUUCCUUCUAUAUCAGUGACAAAUGCCCAAAAAGUCAUGUACAUCAGAAAUGAAACUGUCCAACGUCAAGAUAUAUCCAUCAGGGAAAGUGUAUCACUUGAGGGAAAGAUGAUCUGCGAUAUUAGUAACGAGCUUGCUACAGUUGUAGACACAAAAGUCAAUUAUCAUCGAUCACCUACGUUGUGUGUGUUAAAGGAAAUCACAGAACCCACAGAUAUUGCCAGUGAGAAUAUACCACAUAUAUCAUCAGGAGAAAAUUCGAAUAAUGAAGCUCCUAAUGAUGAUACUGGAGGUUUUGAAGUAGAUGUGUGCACUCCAAAGAAACGCAGAGUUGCAGAACCACGCUUCAUUUCUGAAAUUUGUGUUUCUGACGUCGCAACUCCCAGAAGAGCUAAACGGGUAAUUACACUUGUGAAGCAGAACGAUGCCAAGAAACGAGAACAAAUAAAACAACUUCAUCGCCAAAACAGGAAAUUGCUGAAGCGUAUCACUUAUUUAGAAGACAUGAUGAAGAAUACAAAGUUAGAAACAUUAUACAAUGUAUAUAUGUAAGGCACAGUUGAGUGUAGAUGCAGAAAUGCCAAUGCAGUCUGCAAUUAAAAACCGAGGGCCGUAUUUGACACCGUCUCCCGAUGUAUGCUCCAUAUGCCACAUUUUAGAGAAAGUAAUUAGACAGUCCUCCAACAACUUACAAAUAAAAAAUAUAAAAACAAUUUUGCUUAAUCAAAUUUUUAGUCAAAUAGGCAUUCCCUUUUCAAGCAAUGUAAUGGACGCGCACAUAAAAACGCAAGACGUACUGAAUAAUCAUCGAGUUCAGUUGUGUAAAUAUGUCAUAACCUUAUAUUUAAAUGUAAGAUUACAUCAU